AUGCCCCGUGUGCGGCUCGCUGUUCCGGGAGCCCAUCAUCCUGCCCUGCUCGCACAACGUCUGCCUGCCCUGCGCCCGCACCAUCGCCGUGCAAACCCCGGAGAGCGAGCAGCACCUGCCUGCCCUGUGGUGCUGAUCGGUUCCCUUCUCAUCCUCGCCGGGCUGUUUCGAAGCACGGCAGCCAUGGAAGAGGAGCUCAAAUGCCCCGUGUGCGGCUCGCUGUUCCGGGAGCCCAUCAUCCUGCCCUGCUCGCACAACGUCUGCCUGCCCUGCGCCCGCACCAUCGCCGUGCAAACCCCGGAGAGCGAGCAGCACCUGCCUGCCCUGCUGCACCCCCGGGGCCCGCCCCCGACCUGCGCCGAUCAUGAACUGGAGAACUACAGCAUGUACUGCGUGACCUGCCGGACGCCCGUUUGCUACCAGUGCCUGGAAGAAGGCAAGCACUCCAAGCACGACGUGAAGGCGUUGGGCGCCAUGUGGAAGCAGCACAAGGCUCAAUUGUCUCUGGCUUUGAAUGGUAUCUCAGAUAAAGCAAAAGAAGCAAAAGAAUUUCUGGUUCAGCUGAAAAAUAUUUUACAGCAGAUACAGGAAAACGGCUUGGAUUAUGAAGCUUGUCUAGUUGCUCAGUGCGAUGCUCUGGUUGACGCUUUGACUCGUCAGAAGGCAAAACUACUCACAAAAGUUACAAAGGAGCGGGAGCACAAACUAAAGGUUGUGUGGGACCAGAUAAAUCAUUGCACCCUGAAACUACGACAGUCAACAGGGCUGAUGGAAUAUUGUCUGGAAGUAAUCAAAGAAAAUGACCCUUCUGGGUUUUUGCAGAUUUCAGAUGCUUUGAUUAAACGUGUCCAAGUGUCUCAGGAGCAGUGGGUCAAAGGAGCUCUGGAACCAAAAGUAUCUGCUGAGUUUGACCUGACUUUGGACAGUGACCCCUUGCUGCAGUCGAUUCACCAGCUGGACUUCAUUCAGAUGAAAUGUAGGGUGCCACCAGUCCCUCUACUCCAGCUAGAGAAGUGCUGCACCCGAAACAACAGCGUGACCCUAGCCUGGAGGAUGCCACCUUUCAGCCACAACCCAGUGGAAGGUUACAUCCUAGAACUGGAUGACGGAGAUGGCGGCCAAUUCCGAGAAGUGUAUGUUGGUAAGGAGACUCUUUGCACUAUUGAUGGCCUUCAUUUCAACAGUACUUACAAUGCAAGAGUCAAAGCCUUUAAUUCAUCAGGAGUGGGCCCUUACAGCAAGACAGUUGUUCUACAAACGUCUGAUGUGGCUUGGUUUACAUUUGAUCCCUGUUCAGCCCAUAGGGACAUUGUCCUUUCGAAUGACAACCAGACAGCUACCUGCAGUAGCUACGAUGACCGUGUUGUUCUCGGCACAGCAGCUUUCUCAAAGGGAGUCCACUAUUGGGAACUGCAUGUAGAUCGUUAUGAUAACCAUCCAGAUCCAGCCUUUGGGAUUGCGAGAAUUAAUGUGGUCAAGGACAUGAUGCUCGGCAAGGAUGACAAGGCAUGGGCAAUGUACGUUGACAACAAUCGCAGUUGGUUCAUGCAUUGCAAUUCUCAUACAAAUCGGACAGAAGGAGGUGUUUGUAAAGGUGCAACUGUAGGUGUUCUUCUGGACCUCAACAAGCACACGCUGACCUUUUACAUAAAUGGCCAACAGCAGGGACCUCCAGCAUUUGAAAAUGUGGAGGGUGUCUUCAUGCCUGCAUUAAGCCUCAAUCGAAAUGUGCAGGUGACUCUGCACACAGGACUUGAGAUACCUCAGACUAUAAGACCACCAAAGCUGCCGAGCAAUUAAGCUCCGCUACUGAAAUCUGAGCUGGAUUUUGUAAUCUUUCUAUAUAACUUUUGGCCUGAGUCAAUUUAAAAAAAACAUUCAUAGUUUAGAUCAAAAUUAACAUUGGGUAUUUGAUUCGGGUAAUUCACUGGUUGUCAUUUCCAAAUCUACAUGCCUUUUACAUAUUUGCAUUCCUUCAAGCUGCUUAUGUCACAAAACCUGUGCAUUUUUACUAUAUCAUUGUGUGAAACCUGAUUGGUCUGUCCAUCUAAAGACAAUCAUAGAUCCGAUUUUUAAAAAGAUUUUUAAAAUCACAUUUUCCUUUUCAUAUAGUUCAUCAUUUCAUUUCAGACUAAAUUGCACAUACUAGAGAAGGUUAAUCAUAUUAAUCUCUACUGAUUGUAACAAUUGUGAAUCCCCCUUAGCCUCCUCUGGAUUAAAUUCAUUCUGGAUACUAUUGCUCCAUCCUGAACUCUGACUGGCAAUGCACCAAUGUGGAUGAUUGUGAGCCACAUAUUAUAUGGGCAGAUUUGUUUUGGGGAAUGUGGAUGUUAUAAGCACUCUCUCCCAGUGCGGAUGUUUUGAUUAAGGCAUUGUUUGGCUCCCUCUCAGCCCAAACAUUUGGGCAUGAUGGAACAAUAGUAGCAUGGAUUGUUAUCCUAUUGAAGUCAGUAGCAUAAUCCUGUUAUUGUCACGUAUUCCACUGUGAGCAAGGAUGAAAUGUUUAAAGCAAUAUAUGCUGUAGUCCUCAAACCACACAUCUCAGAGUGGUUCCAAUGGAGUACAGUAUUUAAUCCUAAAUAUCCACAGUGGUACAUCUGCAUGUCACAUCUGACUGAAGGUCAUACAUUGCUGUUUUCACUUAAUGAUUUGUAAAGUAACAGUAAAGGUUCCCCUGACAUUUAGCCCAGUCGUGUCCGACUCUAGGGCGCGGUCUCA
Messenger RNA from Pogona vitticeps (central bearded dragon), 2718 nucleotides. The record is from RefSeq and is a predicted model, not a curated record. Lineage: Eukaryota; Metazoa; Chordata; Lepidosauria; Squamata; Agamidae.